GGCUAUCGUUAACCAGUUAACAGAAUCUCAGUUAGACGAGUCGGUCGGGAUGUGCGUCAGAGGUUAUGUCGAUUGUAAGAUAGCCUUCAAACUAUCGACAGCGUAGUCGUGAUGCUCUUCCAAUCCAGCUCCAUCUCUUGACGCCAUGACUGGUGGAAAUAAGAGUCUCGAGGGGCCAUUGUUCCGCGCGAUGAUCAGGGCCUGCCUGCUAGCCGGAAGAGUAUACACCGCAAUAGUUAUUAGUACAGGUGCCAUUGCUGGAUUAGCUCUCUGGUUUCCUCCAGGGAAAGCUCUUUGGCAAAACGAUGCGCAGAGGAAUCUUGGCUUCAACCAGUUCUUGGAGUCUCUGUCACCCAAGACUAGAGAAUGGUGGAUUGACACUGUAAGUUCGUACCGAUUCUCGCUGUUCUUGCAGUUGAUGUCUCUGUCACAGUAUGGCUCUGCACUGGCCCCGUUUAUCAAGACGGCUCUGUCUCCUCAUACUGUCGAGAGCUCCUGGUAUCUGAAUUGUAUUUGUGUUGAUCCGAAGUAUCAACGCCAAGGAAUCGCUACAAACCUGAUCAAAAUGGUGGAACAGAAGGUGUGAAGUUCCCACUGUUUGCUAUAUAUGCAUGAUUUCAUCUUAUUUGCAGGCAAUGACGACCUCCAUCCUU
Molecule: messenger RNA, 653 nt
Organism: Suillus plorans
Lineage: Eukaryota; Fungi; Basidiomycota; Agaricomycetes; Boletales; Suillaceae
Exons: 4
Coding region: 146-586 (146 amino acids)
Molecular function (GO): acyltransferase activity, transferring groups other than amino-acyl groups
Source: RefSeq, a predicted model, not a curated record